CACAAAAGUGAGUUUUGCGUGUUGCUUUUGUGCCAAUGCUUUUUUUUCAUGGUGGCUUUUCGGAAAUAAGCAUGGAUAAUAUUCCAAGUCCUCCGGACUUGAAAAUGUUUUCCACUCCAGUUGGUAACUAGGCACCUUCCGUAAGUCGUAGAUUUUUCAAUGUAAGUGUUAGACGGAUACUUCAAGAUAUAUGUUGCCAGCAAAGAGAGCGAAGCUUGAUAUGGAAGAAGAAGGGGGACGCCUCCGCGUGUUAGAGGAUGAACUGCAGGUAAUCCAAGCGGAGGUUGAGCCCAUAGAAGUCAAGAGAUCUAGCACUUCCAGAACUGAGUCGGUCACUUACAGACCCACAUACCGAGCAGUUCUAGCAAAGAACGGAUACCUUGUAAGGAAAACUUUGGGCAACGGAAGCUACUCUAAGGUAAAGUUGGCAAUCUCACUCAAUAAAUCCAAAUCAUUAGUCGCUGUGAAAAUAGUCGACCGAAAUAAAGCACCCAAAGACUUUCAAACAAAGUUUCUACCUCGAGAGUUAGAUAUCUGGCCAGGCUUGCGUCACCCUAACAUUAUCAAAGUCUUGGAUGCUUUCGAUGAUGGUCGCCGCGUGUACAUGAUUCUAGAGUAUGCAGAAAAUGGCGACGUGCUGCGGUACAUUCAAAAAGUCGGAGCUCUCUCGGAAAAUCUUGCCAAGGGCUGGACUUGGCAACUGUGUGACGCAGUGCGCUAUCUGCACGAGCUCAACAUCACACACCGUGAUUUGAAGCUGGAAAACCUGCUCCUGGACAAAUUCUUCAACAUCAAGCUCUGCGACUUCGGCUUUGUGAAAGGAGAUUGCACGCGUACGAUGAGUCAAACGUAUUGUGGCUCAAAGUCCUACGCCGCGCCCGAGAUCUUGAAAGGCGAGCCUUAUGACCCCAAGAAGGCGGACAUGUGGGCCAUUGGCGUGAUCCUGUAUAUCUUCGUCACGGGCAAGAUGCCUUUUGAUGAGAGCCGGGGGAACAGCGGGGUACUGGAGGAGCAGAAAAAGCUGGAGUUCCCUUGGCAAAAAUACAAAAAGGGUGAGCUGGCCACAGAAGGGAAGAACGGCCACCACAACCACCAUGGCCACCACCACCACCACCAUCACCAUCACCACCACCACCGCCACCACUCCAGAGACAAAGGAGAGAAGACUGUCCCCGAGAAGUCCUCUACCAACCCUCUGCCCGCCCAGUAGACCAGCGACCCCCACCCCCAUCACCGCCGCUGCCAGCACCAGCCCACUCGCCCGCUAUGGUCACAAAAAUUCCAGGAGCAAGUAUACAGAAACAACCCAGCAAUCCUGUCCUGAUAUCUGAGGUCUACCACUCUUCAUACAACGCUGGGAAAUUGGAAAUGGCCACCACCGCCCCUCCCCUCGUAAAGACUGCACUGCUGUCUACUUUAUUUUUAAAAAACAACCCAACCCUAACAAACUACCGAUGUGAAGCAUAAUAUGUCUGAACAGCAAGGAAACUGCGAGCCAUGUGAAGGAAGUCCUCAGCAACCCAGUUAAUAGUCAUGUUGGUCGAGUUCACAGUUUCUUUCUCAAUACAGUUCUAGUUCAGAGCCGUGGCACGUGUGUGUAUAUCGGCUAAGUAGCUGUAUCUAUAAAUACAGGUUUAACCAUUUCACCAUUUCACCAUUUAUAUAUCCAUAGAUUGUACAUUAACUCUUUCAUGGGAGUUUUAAGUUGCGGUAACUUAGCUAAAAUUACUAAAUUCCGAUAAUUUUAUAUACAGUGAGUAUGUAUUAUAUAGAGAUCAAGAUAUCAAAACUGACUUGGAUAAUGAAACAAGUGCCACUUCUCACUGAGGUCCGGGCCAAGAAUCGCACGAUGGCCUCUGUCAGCUGGUCUCGAGAUCACAACGUUUUCUUUGCCAUAACCCAGUCCUUCCAUCCGAUCGUUCCUCACGAACACCUUUUGUUUUAACGGUGAUCUUAGCAAUAGUAUUUAUCUUUAAAGCGUUUGAUAAUAAUAAUAGUAAUAGUAAUAAUAAUAAAGAAACAUAAUUGACA
Messenger RNA from Aplysia californica (California sea hare), 2031 nucleotides. Its product is annotated as testis-specific serine/threonine-protein kinase 3. Gene Ontology annotation, molecular function: protein serine/threonine kinase activity; ATP binding; tau-protein kinase activity. Lineage: Eukaryota; Metazoa; Mollusca; Gastropoda; Aplysiida; Aplysiidae. Gene Ontology annotation, biological process: intracellular signal transduction; protein phosphorylation; microtubule cytoskeleton organization. Gene Ontology annotation, cellular component: cytoplasm. The record is from RefSeq and is a predicted model, not a curated record.